This is a messenger RNA of Cuscuta campestris, 966 nucleotides long. The record is from the annotation of a GenBank genome assembly. Lineage: Eukaryota; Viridiplantae; Streptophyta; Magnoliopsida; Solanales; Convolvulaceae.
AAAUCUGGGAGAAUCGGUGCUUUAGUUAUUUCCCCCCAUGACCCCAUCAUCAAAUAAUCCAUUUCAGUAUAUUACUCCGUAUUCCAGAGUACCCUAUAUAAUUAAGAUAAGAAAUUAGCGUCUGUUCCAGAUAUAAUUUCCAAAUAAUUGAAGCAAGCAGCCAUGGCCGCCGGAGAUUCAUCUUCUUCCUCCAACAACUCUGUUUAUCAUGACGGAACUGGAGAAUCUCGUGAGCUUACUCCUCUGCAAAAACAUGUAAUAUUUUUUGAUAUCAACCGGGAUGGAAUCAUUUAUCCAAGGGAAACAUAUCAAGGUUUUAGAAAAAUUGGAUGUGGGGUGCCUCUAUCAAUUAUAGCAGCCGUCUUUAUUAAUCUUGGGCUCAGUAAAAAAACUCGUCCGGGGAAGUGGCCAUCCCUUCUCUUCCCUAUUGAGGUGGAAAACAUCAAGUUGGCGAAGCAUACUAGUGAUUCCGGUGUCUAUGAUUCCGAAGGAAGGUUUGUUUUAUCGAAAUUUGAGGAAAUAUUCAAGAAACAUGCCCGAUUGAGUGCAAAUGGUCUGACAUCAAAAGAAUUGGAUGAAUUUCUUAAGGCAAAUAGACAACCAAAAGAUUAUAAAGGAUGGAUUGCUGCAUUGGCAGAGUGGAAGGUACUAUAUUUGGUAGCUAAAGACAAGGAUGGCAUUGUGUCCAAAGAAGCUAUAAGAGGAGUUUAUGAUGGCAGCCUUUUCCAGAUAUUGGCAGAAGAGCAUGCAUCGAAGAAGAAGCGUGUGUAAUUUACUUGUAAUUAAAUGUUUGAAUGUAAUAAUACAAAGUGUGACAAGCAUGCCGAUAGUGUCCGUGUUAUUUGUUAUUCAAUUCUUACCAAUUCGUUGAGUUGAACCUAAUACAGCUUAUUAAUUACAUAUUCACUAUUCCUUGUACGGGUUUUUUUAUUCAUUCAAUUCGAUCUCCCUGAGUUUUGUCCGACU